Messenger RNA from Homalodisca vitripennis (glassy-winged sharpshooter), 1182 nucleotides. RefSeq names its product basic proline-rich protein-like. NCBI's taxonomy places the organism in Eukaryota, Metazoa, Arthropoda, Insecta, Hemiptera, Cicadellidae. The record is from RefSeq and is a predicted model, not a curated record.
AUGCCAUUGAACUAUGUUGUUGACAAGACAACUUGUACAUCAAGCAGACAGUUUGUGGCCAUAACCGCGUCCCAGCGGAAACAGCUGGUGGUCAGCGCCGAUAUGGCAACUCUACCUCAAAAGUCAUCGGACUGUUUUGGUGCGGGCUACUCUAAUGAGUGUGGCACACCCCCUCCCGCCUCCCGCACCCCUACAUCACUAUACCCAGGCCCACCAAGUCCCCAAUCCCCACCCCAACCCCCCCACACACCCACCCCCCAUCCCCCCCCCCCCCCUCACCACCCCCCGCCCGCGCGCGCCCCCCCCCCCCCCACCCCACCCCCCCCACCCCCCCCGUCCCCCCCCACGCCCCAACCCCCAGACUCCCCCUCCCUCCCCCACCCCCUUCAGCCCCCCUCCCCCACUCCACCCCCCCCCCCCACCCCCCCGCCACACCCCACCCCACCACUCCCCCCACCCCCCAGACUCCACCCGCCACCCCCCCCCUCCCCCCACCCCCCCUUCCCCACACCCCCACCCACAACCCCUGUCCCCACCCGGACCCCCACACAUCCACCCCCCCCCCCUACACCCCACAACCCCACCCCCGUCACCCGCGCCCCCCUCCCUACCCCCCCACCCACCCCACCCCCCCCCCACACCUCCACUCCCCUCCCUCCCCAACCCCCCCACCCCCUACCCUCCCCCCCACACCCCCCCCUCCCCCCCCCCCGAUCCCCCCCACCCCCCUCCCCCUACAACCCCCCACACCCCGCCCCCCCCCCUAAACACCCCCCCCCUCCUCCCCCCCCCCCCACCCCCCAGUCGCCCCCCCCCCCCCACCCCCACCCCGCCCCCGCACACCCUCCCCACCACCCCCCCCAACCCACACCCCCCCCCCCACCCCCCCCCCCCCCCAACCCACCCCCCACCAGCCCCCCACCCCAACCACGACCACCCCCAACACCCCACCAGACCCCCUUUCCACACACCCCCCCCCCCCCACCCCCUCCCCCCCCCUCACCCCCCCCCCCCCCGCCCCCACCACCAGCCCACCCCCCCCCAGACCCCCCCGCACUAAGGCCCACCCCCACACCCCCUCCCCCCCCACCCCCCCCACCCCACCCCCCCGCCCCCCCCUCCCCACCCCCCCCCCCACACCCCCCGCCACCACCCCCUCCGCCCCCCCCUCCCCCCUCCCCC